Messenger RNA from Plenodomus lingam JN3, 1872 nucleotides. The record is from RefSeq and is a predicted model, not a curated record. NCBI's taxonomy places the organism in Eukaryota, Fungi, Ascomycota, Dothideomycetes, Pleosporales, Leptosphaeriaceae.
AUGAGCGAUCCGAAUGCUACUCUGCCCGCAGCGGCCACCACGCCGCAACAGCAACCCCAAGGCACUCCAACACAGCAGAAUGCGCCGACGCCUGUUUCUGCUGGCUCGGGAGACCAGCUCGUGUGCCAGUGGCAGAGCUGCGGUGAGCGUCUGCCCUCCGCUGAGCAACUCUACGCUACCGGCUCCAUGGCUGGACCCUGCAUUUCUUUUGUUAUGCGCUGCACAAGUCACAACAGCGCGUUGCAGCUCGGUGAUCAGUAUGUUAACAACUCGUUGCAGGACCAUGUUUGUGAGCGUCAUGUGGGCCGCAAGAGCACCAACAACUUGAACCUUACCUGCCAGUGGGGCAACUGCCGCACCACUACGGUAAAGCGUGACCACAUUACAUCUCACAUUCGCGUUCACGUGCCAUUGAAGCCGCACAAGUGCGACUUCUGUGGCAAGGCCUUUAAACGCCCCCAGGAUUUGAAAAAGCAUGUCAAGACACAUGCCGAUGACUCUGUCUUGCUCCGCUCUCCUGAGCCCAACCGUGGCGGUCCCCAUGGAGCCCAGGGCUACCCAGGUCAAAACGGUAAACUUGUCGCUGACCUGCAGGCACUUGCCGCUACAGCCAGUGGAUAUCAGUAUCCAGAUGGCGGUCUCGGUCCCAAUGGAGGCUAUGGCCAACAGCACCCAGGCGGUGCUCCUGCAGGCUUCUAUGGAGGUCCUCCCCAGAACUCUGCCUAUGGUCCGGUGUACUAUGCCGUCAAUCAGAGCCAGCAACUUAACAAUGACUACGAGAUUCGAAAGCGCGCAGCCUACGAUGCGCUCAACGAGUUUUUUGGAGAUGCCAAGCGCCGCGCCAUUGACCCAACCACCUACUACGAUGUCGGCCAGCGACUCAUGGGUCUCCAGGGCGUACAGCUCCCAGUUCUCGGCGGCGGUUACCAAGGUGCGGGUAUGGGCGAGUAUGGCGGCCAUGGAGGCACCAUGGUUGCCCAAGCUCAGCACCCACCCAUGCAUCACCCGUAUUCUCUCCCACUUCCCAAUCUCAGGACCAAGAGCGAUCUAUUGAACAUUGAUCAAUUCUUGGAGCAAUUGCAAAGUACCGUGUACGAGAACCCCAACCAUGCCGCUGCCGCUGGAGUUCACCACCCUGGUACCUACAUCCCUACCAGCGUCGGCUACCGCUCAAGCAACUCCCCACCGGGCCUUUCAUCUAGCCAUUCGCAGUCAUCCCAUGCCACUGCCAUUGGCUCCACGAGCGCUGAGACCCCUGCUCUGACGCCGGCCUCAAGCGUCAUGUCGUAUGGCUCUCAACACUCACCUGGAGCCACACACUCGGCCAGCAAUGUCUCCCCCACCUCAAGAUCAUCGAUUGGUAGCAUGUACCCCACUCUACCAUCGGUCAGUGCCAUGUCAGACAUGUCCGCCGCUGCUCCAUCAUCUGGUCUUGCACCCGCCUUUGAUGCCGAUGGUCGACGACGAUUUUCUGGAAACCUGCUGCAAAAGGCCGCUCCUGAUCGACGUGGAAGCGACUCAAUGGACACGUCAGAUGCUGGACAGUCUCCCAAGGACUCUGAGGACAAUCUUCACCACAAUGUUAACCAGCUGGCUAUCAACUCGCCCAAGGUCGAUCCUGCCCUAAGAUCGCCCAGUGUUGUGUCAUCAACCGCAACUGAAACGGGUGACUCAUCCCAGCAAUCGUGGGUUGAGAACAUCCGAGUGAUUGAGAGGCUCAAGGAAUGGAUCCGCGGCAGGCUCGAGGCCCGAGACUACAUCUCUGAUGACGAAGACGGUGACGUCAAGCACGAAGACGAACGUCGCAUGAGCGACGAUGAUGCACACAAUCUAUAUCCAGUGCUUCGUGCUGUGCAAGAGGGUCGGGAAUAA